AUGAGUGGUGGUAAGGCUGCGCCAGUUGAAACUUCACGGCUCGAACAGCCUAACGAUGCGGUAGCCAUGGAAAACAUUGCCCAGUCCUCCGAGCAGGCGCCUGCCGAUCACGCCCCCGAAUCCGCCGAUAAGACCAUUACAACUGAACCAGCACUGUCUACUGCUGUGCCAGCUACGUCCGAGAACACCGAUAACUCAGCAGCCACUGCAGCAGCCUCAUCGAAGGGAAAGGAGAAGGAUACAGCUCCUCCUCCACCACCUACUAAGCAAGACUCGAAUCUGGGCAUCGGACCUGCUGUGGACGACAUCAGAGAAAUUUCGGGGGGUUCUUCCGACGGACCCGUUUGCAACAUUACCCUUCUCCUUACUUCAGGAAGCCGACAUCCGUACAAGAUUGAUGCCAAGUACUUGAGUCGGAGGAGCGUGGAUAUCCCAGACCAGACGGAGAGUGGCCUUCCGGAUCCCUUCAGUAUCAGCGUUUAUACCCUCAAGGAAUUAAUAUUGCGCGAAUGGCGAAGUGAUUGGGAAGCAAAACCAGCAAGUCCCAGCAGCAUUAGACUCAUUCAUUUCGGAAAGCUCCUAGAUGAUAAGGAGCAAUUGAAAAAAUAUCAACUUUCAACCGAGAGCCCCAAUGUUGUACAUAUGAGCAUUCGGCCACAGGAUCUUGACGAGGAAGAACCCAAGGCGGGAAAUAAGAACCUUUCAUCGAGCGGCGGUGAUGGCCAACGUUCGCGGGACAGCAAUUGCUGUAUCAUUUUAUAA
This is a messenger RNA of Fusarium oxysporum Fo47, 762 nucleotides long. RefSeq names its product ubiquitin-related domain-containing protein. The transcript has 2 exons. The record is from RefSeq and is a predicted model, not a curated record. NCBI's taxonomy places the organism in Eukaryota, Fungi, Ascomycota, Sordariomycetes, Hypocreales, Nectriaceae. Bases 1 to 762 code for a protein of 253 amino acids.